This is a messenger RNA of Gasterosteus aculeatus aculeatus (three-spined stickleback), 2371 nucleotides long. It is a transcript of the gene afg1lb, whose product is annotated as AFG1 like ATPase b. Gene Ontology annotation, cellular component: cytoplasm; mitochondrion. The record is from RefSeq and is a predicted model, not a curated record. Gene Ontology annotation, molecular function: ATP hydrolysis activity; ATP binding. Lineage: Eukaryota; Metazoa; Chordata; Actinopteri; Perciformes; Gasterosteidae.
AAUAAAGCUUUGGGGAUUUUGAAACAUCAUGGCGGCGUGCAUGCUCCCCGCAGCCUCCAGAUACUCACUGUUUAUUUGUCUAAGAGACAGUUUUCUGACACCGAGGACAAUCUACCGACUGUCAUCUAUUUCUUGUGGAAACGGUUGCACCAGUGGGAGGACAUCGUCCACUUCCUCCCCGGAGUCCCCGGCCGCAGACACCUGCGCCUUCAGCGGACACUAUGGCCGCCUUGUGCAGCGCGGCUCCCUGAGAGAAGAUGCUCUGCAGAAACAGGUUCUCUGGCGGCUGGCUGAGCUGCAGCGCACCAUGGAGAACUACAGCAACGACAUCUACCUGAAUCCACCCCCACGAGGUCAGUGGACGGACGGGAAAGAGUCCCGCGCAAUAACAGCUGGAGGCCAGCGUGGUGGACCUGCUGCUGAGGAGGAACCCUCUCCACCACCAGCACCACCACCACCACCGCCUCCACCACCGCCUCCCAAAGGCUUCUACAUCUAUGGAGAUGUUGGCACAGGGAAGACCAUGCUCAUGGAUAUGUUUUAUUCCCACGUGGAAAACACUCGUAAAAAGAGAGUCCACUUCAAUGGCUUCAUGUUGGACAUCCACAAAAGGAUACACGGGAGGAGACAAAGCCUGCCAAAGAGAAGGCCAGGGGAAACGUUCACCUGUGACCCCAUAUCACCGGUUGCCAUGGAGAUCAGCAAUGAAGUUUGCCUGUUGUGUUUUGAUGAGUUUCAGGUGACCGACGUCGCCGACGCCAUGAUCCUGAAGCAGCUGUUUGAGACGCUGUUCGAGACCGGAGUGGUGGUGGUGGCCACCUCCAACAGACCCCCUGAUGAUCUGUACAAAAACGGACUUCAGAGGGACACCUUCCUACCUUUCAUCGACGUGCUAAAGGAGUACUGCCACACAAUCCGUCUCGACUCGGGUACCGACUACAGGAGGCUGAACAACGCUGCAGCCGUAAAACACUACUACCUCUCGGGGGAGCCUGGCGCGGCGGCCUUCCUGGAUGCGCUGUUCGAGGAGCUGGCCUCGGGUCAAAAGAGCGUUACAGGCCCUCGGUUGCUCACAGUUCUGGGCAGAGACGUGAGGCUGGAAAAGACCUGUGGCUCCAUCGCUGACUGUAGUUUUGAUGAGCUGUGUGGCAAACCUCUGGGUGCCAGCGACUACCUGGAAAUGGCGCGGCUCUUUGACACGGUAUUCAUUCGCCACGUUCCGAUCCUGACGCUGACCCUGAAGGACCAGGCCAGGCGCUUCACCACCCUCGUUGACAACUUCUACGACAACAAGGUGAGAGUGGUGCUGCUGGCAGCUUCGCCUCUAGAGCGGCUGUUUGUCCACACCGGAGGGGACAAUGAGAGGGACAGACAACUGCUGGAUGACCUGGGCCUCAGCGGGGAGGCCGCCGAGCGCCUCACGCUGUUCACGGCCGAGGAGGAGAUCUUUGCCUUCCAAAGGACCGUCUCCAGACUGACGGAGAUGCAAACGGAGUCCUACUGGAUGAAGGGAGACCGCAGACACACCAGGAAACCCACCAGCACCUGACAUCCACCGCUGACCGCCUCAUAAUCACAUAAACCUCCAGACAGCGAAUGCUGCUCAAGAGAAGUUCAGAAUCAGCGCGAGGAAAAAAAAAAGACUUGAUAGCCGCAGUAAAUAUAUAGCAAAAAAAAAUGAAACCUGUCUUGGAUUUAGAUCCGACUGAUCUCAUGCAUGUGUGUUGUACCUUUUUUACUGUGUGGUCCUCUUCUAAGAGGAGUGCUCUCUCCCCCUUGUGGAAUAUUUUCUUUAAAGAAUAUGGAAACCUCCCCAACAUGUUGAAACUACAAGGGAAACAGGUGUUCUCACUCACCUCGGAGCAGUUGGCUGCCUCCCUCUGGUGGACAAAUGUGAGAAUUGUUUUCAAGAACAAUUUUUGUUCUCUGUGGUCUGUGUAAAUUUACGUUACAUUACAGGUAAUUUAGCUGGCGCUUUUAUCCAAAGCGACUUUUUAACCCAUGGUGUUUACAUUUUUGCCCGGGGGAGCAAUUAUUAAUAAUUAAGACAGACACAAACUUCACUACAUUUACAAAUUGUCGAUGUUUCUUUUAAGUGUAAGAGUUGACAAAAUGUGAUAAUUUCAGAGUAGGAAAAUUGCUAUUUAUAUUUAAUUACUCUGCAUUGGAGGGGCCUCUUCUAUGUGUUUUUCUUGUUACCCUACAAAAAUAUAUAAAUAUAUACUGGAGCCAUGCAGACAUAUUUGAUACUUUUGACAGUUUGAUUAAGGUAAAAGAUUUUCUGUUUCUGUGUUUAACGAUUCAAAAUGUAUAUGACAAACACCACAACGCUUAAAUUGCAAUAUAAUUAAAAGAAAAAUAUAAGCAGGAA